AUGUAAAUUAGAAGAUCAUUAAUUCAAAAAAAAGACUUAAGAAAUGACUUCAAAAAGUAGGAAUAAAAUCUACCAGAUUUAUCAGAUAAAUUUAGAAAGAUCUUUGAAAUUUGUGGAGAUGAUAUUAUUUCUUAUCUCAAUAAAAAAGAAUAAAUGCAAUUACGAUCAGGUUGAAUAUAAUUAUAUUUAAAGUUUGUAGAAUUUCAUUUUAUAUGGUAUAAAGUUAUUAAGUAUGGAAUAUGAUGAUAUUUGAUAGUGAUCAAAUUAGUCAAGCUACUACAAAUGAUUCAAAUAUGAAAGAAAGCUUUUUGAAAAACUCAUUUUAUUCAAAAGUUGGAAAAUCACGUCCAUCUACUUAAGAAACAAUAUAAAAAGAAUAAUGGUUAAUUAAACCUGUUAAUUAUAAUCCACCUUAAAAAAAGUUAGUAUUUUUAAAAAAUAAAAACAAGAUUGAAGACAAUAUCCUUGUAUUUUGUUAAAUUUAAAAUAGUCUGAUGAAGAUCUUAAAUAAACUAUCACAGUUUGGACUCUUAAUUUAAAUAGUCUUGAAAAAUAAAUAAAUAUUGCAAAAAUAUAGACUGACAGUUUUAUUUAGGAAAUUACAUUAUGGGCAGAUCAUAUUAACUUAUUAUAAGAAUUUAAAAAAGAGUAUUAACUUGAACAUGUUGGAAAGAUACUAUAAUUAUUGAAAUAAAAAUCCAUCUUAGAUGUAAGUUUGGAUAGAAAAAGAAAAAUAUUAUAAGAUAUUUUAAAUUCAUUAUUAAAUGAUUUUGAAUUAAAACAACAAUAUUCUAUUGAAAUACAGAUAUUAAAACCUAUUUGUUAAAGAUUAUUAUAAGUUAAAUUAGCUGAUUUUUAAUAAGAGAUUCCAAAUCAAUUAUGGCCUAAAAUAGAUUAAAUUUAGAAUUGCUUUGAUAAAAUUUUUAAUAUAAGAAAAGAGUUCUUUUUUAUGAAAUUGUUUUAGAUAACUUAAAAAAUAUUUUCUAUUAAUUUAAGUUGGAUAGUUGAUUUUUCAAACUAUGAAUUAACUCUUAAUUUAUUAGAAUAAUUUCAAUAAUUUUUAAUUUAAUUAGUAAUUGUUAAUUUAUUAUAAUUAGAUAUAAAGACAUUCUUUUGGAGAAAAGAAAUUUAAUUAAAAUUAAUUAUAACAUUCAUAAAAUGAACUUUAUUUUUAGAAUUAUAAAAAGUCUAUUGAUGAUAUAAUGAAAAUGCUAAAACUUAAUAAAAAGCUUUAUGAUACUUAAAAGGAAAAUCUAUAAGUAUAAGCCUUAUUAUAGAGUUACAAAUAAUAAACUUUUGAUUAGUUUCAAGAAAAGUAAUAAUGGGCUUAAAUUUAUGUAAAAUUAUAUUAAAAUUAUAGAAAACUUGGAAAGAGAAAUAUUAAAACAUAAAGAAAUAAUCAUAAGAUGAACCAGAAUCAUAGGAAGGAAUAAGCUUUGGAUUUUUUUAAACUAAAAUGAGUUGGAGUAUAUAAUGA
This is a messenger RNA of Paramecium primaurelia, 1477 nucleotides long. Lineage: Eukaryota; Ciliophora; Oligohymenophorea; Peniculida; Parameciidae. The record is from the annotation of a GenBank genome assembly.